AAAUAUAUUAAAGACCAAAAAGAAACAUUUGAGUGUUAAAUAAAUCAAAGUGCCUGGCAAAACAUGUGUGGACUGGUCGACAACUCCACGUGCCCCGUGUAGCUGUAAAACUCCUUAAAUUUCGAAUUUCAGCAUGCGGGAUGCUCCGGAGCCCGAGUCGAGCAGCAGCAAUAUUAUCAACAAGCUGAAAAAUGCUAAGCAAGUGGAUAGCUCGGACGGAGAGAUCGACGCGUGCACCAUUUGCGGCACCAGCAAAUCUUCGUCCUCCGCUCUGCUAGAUCUGCGGGAUAACAGCGUAAUGCGGCGGCGUCUCAGCCGCGACUGGAAGCUGUCGGCAGAUAUAAUCAAGACUACGCUGCGCGCUAUAUGCGUGGAGUGCGUCUGCAAGCUGAACAUGCACUCGGAGGUAACGCGGACGUUGAUGCAGCGCCUGCAGCGCAUAGCGGACACAAACACAAGCAAGGCCGAGCGGCGGGAGUGCAGCCUGCCGAUAGCGGAUGCCGAGGUGUCCACAACUGGAGUGCCACUGCCACAGGAGGAGGAUAUUGGCACUGUGAGAACGGCUUCGUCUCCAUCCACCUCCAGUUCGUCCUGUUUGGUGCUGCAGGCCUACUCGGCGCAGCCACCCGAAUCGCCCUCGGCCACCGAAUCGGGUGGCCUGCGCAACAACAACAGCGGCAACGCCCUGGACGGCUGGAAGUGGCGCACUCGACUGGUUUGCCAGCACUGUGAGCGCGCCUACUUUCGCAAGGAUCACUAUACGCUGCACGUACGUCGCUGUUGGCGUCAGCAGACACAGCGUCGACCCAAGUGCAGAGUGCUCAACGAGGCGGGCAAGGACGAUGACGCGGAGGAGCAUGUGGACGUGACAGAUGCUGAGAAUGGGGAACCAUUGAGGCAGCAGACGCCCAAGCAUUCACGCACCUUUCAAUGCAAGAACUGCGACAAGGAAUUUGCCGGCAUCGUGGCACUGCGGCAGCACCAGCGCCUCACGCAUCAAUGCAGGCACCGCUGCAGCCUGUGCGAGGCGGACUUUGGCACAAAAUAUGAAUGGGAGCUGCAUCAUACGAUAUGCAGCGCAAAGCAGGAGGCUCUGUUCAUGCAAGAAUCUGCCACAAAAGCGCGCUCGACCCGUUCACGCUCGCGUGCCUGCUCCGUAGCCUGGUAUGAUGACUAUGAUGACGAUGAUGAGGAGGGCGCUGAAGAGGAUCAGCGGGAGAAUGACGACGAUGCCACCUCGGUGGCGGACACGAUGUACACAAGGCGCAUGAAUUUCACUGGCGAUUGGAUAGUGAAUCACAGUCGCAGCAAUAGCAAUAGCGCCUUAAAUCUCUCCAUGCUCUAUGAUGACUAUGUGCUGGAGGAGUCUCAAAUAACCACGGAUAAGGAGUAUGAUCUCUAUCUGCUGGAUCUGCUCAAGACCCAGGUGCAACUGAAGGCGUUCUCGUGCUUUGUGCCCAACUGUUGCUAUCAAACGGAUACGCUGGUGGAUCUCAUGAAGCACGACUACAUGCAGCACUGGAAGAUGAGCUGGUUCUAUUGUCAAAAAUGUGGCGACGUCUUUACCAGCAAGGUCUUCCUUGACUACCAUUUGCAUCGGCAGAACCGCGGCGUCUACAUCUGCCACAAGUGUCACGAUGAGUUCGAGUUCCAGCAUCAAUUGGAUCGCCAUCAGGUGCUGCACAGCAAGGGCAUCAAUUACUAUUGCAACUACUGCCGCCUGGAGUUUUUGAGCGAGGCCAAGCUGUUGGCCCACUGCGAGCAUGAGCGGCAUAGCCCCAACGACGAGCCACCUCUCAUACAUAUCGAGCACGAGCUGUCCAUCAACAAUCCGGUGGCCAAGGAGCCUGUCCAGCUGCCGCGCUAUACGGUGCGUGUGCUGAACAUACCGCACAUGCCUUGGAUAUCCAAUCGACCCAUGCAUUUACCGCACCACAAACCCUUUCGCUUUGCCAUCGGCAUCUGCGAGUUCGAUAAUCGCAAUCCGCCCAACUGCGUGGGCUGUCUGUAGACCACGCCCAUAUGGAUUUGAUUGAGCUGCCUGUACCUAAAUCUUUGUAUAUAUGUGUGGAGCAGCUUCGCCUGGGUA
Messenger RNA from Drosophila navojoa, 2089 nucleotides. RefSeq lists its product as uncharacterized. Gene Ontology annotation, biological process: regulation of transcription by RNA polymerase II. The record is from RefSeq and is a predicted model, not a curated record. NCBI's taxonomy places the organism in Eukaryota, Metazoa, Arthropoda, Insecta, Diptera, Drosophilidae. Gene Ontology annotation, molecular function: sequence-specific DNA binding; DNA-binding transcription factor activity, RNA polymerase II-specific. Gene Ontology annotation, cellular component: nucleus.